This is a messenger RNA of Gambusia affinis (western mosquitofish), 4666 nucleotides long. Its product is annotated as sorting nexin-19-like. Gene Ontology annotation, cellular component: intracellular membrane-bounded organelle; early endosome membrane. The transcript has 15 exons. The record is from RefSeq and is a predicted model, not a curated record. Lineage: Eukaryota; Metazoa; Chordata; Actinopteri; Cyprinodontiformes; Poeciliidae. Bases 529 to 3324 code for a protein of 931 amino acids. Gene Ontology annotation, molecular function: phosphatidylinositol binding.
UAUCUGUCAGUCUGCGUGCACCUGUGUGUUUUAGCACUCACUGGUUUCUCUCACUCCUACAGGUUGUUUAUCUGUGUUGUUACCUUAGUAGCCCGUGCAACAGGCAGUGGAAGGGAGACAGAAAUUGACCUGGUACACUUACAAUAACAAAAGUCAGAGCAGAGGAAUUGUGUUUGGAGAGGUUUUUUUUUUUUUUUUUCUCCCCUCCAUCUUGAGACUCAACAAAUCCGAGGAACAAACUUGCCUUGUUGGAGCAGAGGACUGACAACAGACAGAGUUGUGAGAAGAAAAGGGAGGCUGAAAGAGCUUUUGCAGUGGAUGGAGAGCGCCAACCGAGUCCCACUGGGGUUUUGUUAUUUACGCCAAAGCACCGGCCUGCACUGCUCCUCAAGCCUGACUUCAUCUGAUUUUAAAGGACAUUUGACCACCAGGUCCAGCCUGUGCCCCCUGCUGGUUGCCUGCAGCACACAGCAAUUAGCCCAUAAACUGACUCUCCACACAACAUGGAGAUGAAUAUCAUCUGUUGCUAUGGGAACAACACUCUCCUCAACCAGGAAGGACGUCAUCUUCCAUAUUUUUGUGAUGCCCUCUUCAAAGAGCGCCACUCACUGGACUUUGUUGGAGUUAUUCGGCCAGCGGAGGCUCUUGGGUUUCGGCGCCAUACUGGCAUGGCUCAUCCUGUUCCAUCUGCUGGUGAAUGUGUGGCUGCUCUGCGUCUUCACCAGCCUUCUGGUGGUUCUUGGUGGUUGGCUCGGGUCCCGAGCUGCCCUGGAUGCUAACAGUUUCCUGCAUCUGGAACAUUUUUUACCCCUGGGGAAAGUUGCCCCUCCUCUAUGUUCCCCUGAGCAUGAGUGGAGGCUGAACCAUGAGAUCCACUGUGCGGUCCACAAGGCAGUACGGGACUUUGUGUCUUCAUGGUACCGCACCCUGCUUCCUGAGGUGGAAGGAGAGUUUGAACGAGCUGUGCGUCACUCAAUGCUGGAGUCGGUGAUGGAACUGAAGGAGCGUGCGCGGCGAGUGGACAGGAAGGCUCUGGUUCAGCGGCUCUUAGAGCUGUAUGGCUGUCACCUGCAGAGCUACAUGACUGUAAGGCAGAUCCAGUUGGCGCAGAAGGAGAGCAGUGGCCAGUGGCAGCUCUACAGUAAAGUCGAGUCUCCUCAUCCAGCUGUGAGCAGCUCCACCGCUGAGCUAAACUACACCCGAGCGUUGGUUAAACUUGUGUUGCAUAUCCUCGUCCCAUACCCUCAGAUGGAAACUAGGACCGGGGGUUACAUGGUGGCAGAGCUCAUCACCUGCAAUGUGCUGUUGCCAUUGAUAAGCAGGGUUUCCGAUCCCGACUGGCUCAAUCAGACCAUUGUGGACAUAUUCACCAAAACCAGAGAAUCACAGGAUAUUAGCGUGGUUGACCCCUCUGUCGAUGCACUGUAUAAAUGUCAUGGACGUGAGGAGUCGUGGGCUACUUGCAAGUCGCUGUCUGUCUCUGAUCAGACCGAUUUCAGCUCCAAAAACACCUCUGUUGAUUUAGAUGAGCCUCAGAGCCAGAGUGCGAACUCUGGGACAGACUUGUCUCAAAGCAGUCUGGUCAGCCUCACGUCCACCACCCGAACAUCCAGCUACCACCCAGGCUUAACCACACCGUCCAAGGUAAACUGCUGCUCACUCACAUCGGGCCAGUAUAAACAGUCAUCAGAGACCAAAACCAUUUCUGCAGAACCACUUCUCCAUUCGGACUCAGAUGACGACCUGGCAGGAAGUGCUUGCGACUGCGCUCCCACCACCAACCUCUGCAACCUUCUCCCUGUAAAUGAUGAAGAAGCCUGCGGUUGUUUUCGACCUCUGAGAAAUUUUGGAUCGAAGGUGGUUGAGCCCAAACACUCCCAGUGGCCAGCUGGCAUUGCGCAGGACAAAUCCCCAGUUUGUCCCCCCAAAAAGCUUUGCCUGACCUCGUACAGCUUUGAUCUGUCCAGCGGCCCGACUACAACGCCAUUCAGAGUGCAGAACGUUCACAUUUCUGGCACAGUCAAUGUGAAGGAGCAGAGGAGCGCUGGCACUAAUCCCUACACACUCUACACUCUCAAGUUUGAGACGGUGGCUGAUGGCGACUGCACAGGUGCUGCACCACCGGCAGUCUGUCACUCCGUUAACCGCAGAUACAGCGAGUUCCUCAACCUGCAAGCACGCUUGGAGGAGAAGCCAGAGCUCAAGAAGCUAAUCCGAAAUGUCAAAGGCCCAAAGAAAAUAUUUCCUGACCUUCCUUUUGGCAACCAGGACAGCGAGAAGGUUGAAGCUCGUAAAAGCCAACUGGAUACCUUCCUGAAGCAAUUAAGCAGUACUCCCGAGACAGCUAACAGUGAAGACAUGCAGGAGUUCCUGGCUAUCAACUCAGAUGUUUGCUCGUAUUUUGGAAGAAAGCCCUUAACAAAGUCAAGAAUUGAUAAGAUGAUGGAAAAUGCUUUAGAUACUCUGAGGACAGCAUUCCCUCAUCCUGAGCUUUUCAGUCCAACCGAGGACGUUGAGGGCGAUACUGACGGAAGAACAAUGGACCACAGAAAGUACAGGAGGCUUUUCCCAAGUAAAGUUUCUCAAUCGCUCAAUAUUCCAGAUCUCCAUCCUAAAGUGACAUACUGCUUCAGUGAAGGCAGCUCUGUGCUCAAUGGCAUGUCACUGGGUGGCUUGGAGAACUUCGUCAGAGAGCAGGAAAGACUUAUUGGUGGGCCAAACAUGACAGAAUCAGUCAAGCCGAGCUACGAGCUGAACGCUAAAGACAAGAAGAUUUCAGGGAAAACUCAUGGGACAGACACAGCUGUGGCAGAUGUUGCUUUGAACAUUUUGUGCCUGUUGAUGAAGGAUCAUUGGAGCUGGCUCUGCACAGAGAACAUCCAGAAGGCCAUCAGACUUCUCUUUGGCACCUUCAUUGAAAGAUGGCUGGACAUAGGCGCUGCCCACCUAACCAGCGCCCCCUGCUGGGUGAUUUACCUCCAGGUCUUGCAAGAAGCUGUGUGGCCAGGUGGGACGCUGCCUGCUCAACCUCGGCCUGAACGAAGUGUUGCUGAAAAGAAGGAAACCAAGGAGCAAUGUCUGAACUGCCUAAUGCAGCUGCUUCCUGAGUUAAUAGCUGAUAUGUUGGGAAGCGAGAAGUACAGACUGAGCUUGGAGACCAUGCUGGAGUCUUUACAGGACUAUCAGAUAAACAAGCAUUUGAUCUACAGCAUCUGUGACCUGCUGCUGGAGUUUCUGAUCCCUGAGUCCAGCGAUGUGAUCUUUCAGAGAUCUCUGCUGCAGAGCCUGACUAAAGACACAGAGAGAAACAGUCUUCAUAUGUGAUAAGCAUCUGAGAAAUGUAGCCAUUUGAUGCUCAAUGCACAUUAUAGUUGUCUGAUUAAUAUAACAUGGUCAUAAAGUCUAUUUCAGGAGUGGGCACUGCUGUUCCUUUUAAAUCACCGGGCACUCUGCUGUCCUGCAACUUUUAAAUGCAUCUCUACUUCAACACACGUGAGUCAAAUAAUGAGGUCAUUAGCAGGACUCUGGAGAACCUGACUGCACUUGGGAGGUGAUUCAGCUGCUGGAUUCAGGUGUGUUGGACCAGAGAGACAUCUCAGAGUUGCAGGACACCGACCCUCGAGGACCAGGAGUGCCCACCUCAGGACUAUCGUACACAAUCGCUGUGGAGUCAUGGUGCAGCAGGUAUUACUGCAGAGGAUAAUGAAAUGUAAAUAUUCAGUGAUAUAAAGACAGAACACACAAGAAAUGCUUUCAGGCAAUAGAUCAGAAGGAAGAAAUCAUCUCAUUUGUAGAUUUACCUCGCUUAAUCUGCAAGUUGGACCAGCCACAUUGUGAAUACUUGAGAAGUUUGAUAAAUACAAAACUGUGCUCUUUUUCUUGCUUCUUAUUCUUUUUUUCAUGUAUUUUUAUUUAUGGUGUUUCACAUUGGAAUAUUUUUUCUCUUUGUAUUGUGGUUUAAUUUGUAAUGCUACAGGUUGAAGUGCAUGUCAUAUAUGUGCACUGCAUCUGCAUGAAUACUUUGUUUACAAGACUCCAGGUGAAUUUACUGUGAAACAAAGUAUGGGCAUGUGGAAAAGCAGUACCUGCCCACUUUGGUGCAGGAUGUGUGAUGCUGUGAUGUGUGAUGCUGUGGGCCUGUUUCUGGAUCAUCAUUGUGUUUUUUAUGGGUCAUACAGGCAGAUACCCUGGGUGGCAUUACAAUGGGGGUUGCAUGAGGGACAAAAAAACAAAAGCAACUUAUCUGUGAGUUGUAACUUCGACAGAUUUUUUUUUUUUCUUUCACAGUUAAGGAUGAGUUGGCAUCCAGUGUGUUUAUUAGUGAAGACAGAAAUGGUCAACAAGACUAAAGCAAUCUUUCUCCAAUCUCAGACCCAAUACCCAAUACGUGACGGUGUGUGUGUGUGUGUGUGUGUGUGUACUAAAAAGAAGACAGAAUAAGAGAGUCAGGACUCCGGAUGGAAGAAACUGUGCAAAGAGGAUUGUUCAAAGAUUUUUUUCUGUAUGUUCCAGCCUUGUGAAAUGUUAUAAGAGAACACUGAGUGCUGUUGGAUAAAGGACUUUCUACCAAGUAUUAACAUCCAGCAUUUAAGUGUUUGAGACACUAGUGGUGUUGUGAAAAGGCCACAAACAUGGCAUUCAACUCUGGUAAAUAUAUUAAUUAAAC